Trypanosoma cruzi is the source of this 7455-nucleotide messenger RNA. RefSeq lists its product as uncharacterized. The record is from RefSeq and is a predicted model, not a curated record. NCBI's taxonomy places the organism in Eukaryota, Euglenozoa, Kinetoplastea, Trypanosomatida, Trypanosomatidae. The coding region runs from base 1 to 7455 and encodes 2484 amino acids. The transcript has a single exon. Gene Ontology annotation, biological process: axoneme assembly; cilium movement involved in cell motility.
AUGGUACACAUUGUCGGCGCCGUAAAGCAACAACUGCGGGUGAGCCUUGAUGAGCGUUCAGUUGCUGCGCUUGAGCGGGCAUUUAAUACUCUACAAGGGUUGAGGACGGGGUUUGUGUUCAGUGUCUUGCCAUCGUCAACUGCUUUUAACGAACUGCAUAUACUCUGCUGUGAGGCAGCGAUCGGUUUGGAGCAAUGGGGCAUGGCAGAAAGUUGCCUGAAGAUUUUUACAGGGAAGCGGGCACCGACAAGGGCUUUGGAUGCUCGCGCCCUGUAUUGUGAAGGUCUUAUCGGUUUACACAACAUUCCCAUCUCUUUCAGGGGAAGGGCAAAGGUGACGUCGCACUUGCGUUGUGCCACCAAAAUUGUGACUGGGGUAAAAAUUGCACUAGAAGAGUGGCCCAAAGAGGCGCACACGCUGGCUGUUGGCGUGGAACACUUGUGGUUGGCCAUUCGUGAUCUUUUCAUCCCCGGGUCAUUUGAUAGCGUGCUGGAUAUCGUGGCCUUUGUUCUUGCGCUGCAUGAGAAGCUUGGUCUUGGUGGUCCCUUUUCACAGCUCCAGUGGAGUACACGAUAUGCAAUGUGUCUCCGAGGUGUCGGUCGCCAUCAGGAGGCGGUCUCUCAAUUAUCUACGGCCUCAGAGCUGGUCUCAAGGGUUGGAUCUGAGAGGUUGCAGUUGCAAUUUCUACGUGUUCAAAUUGCAUUCUGGGCCAGCUUGCCCGCUACGCGUACCAAACAGGAUUACACAAAACCAGUGCUUCAGGCCCUCUAUGUGGCUCAGGCGUUUUUCUGCGGUAUGAUCGAUGAGUUUAGUGCUACGGCAGACCUUAUUGCUGCCCAUGAAAAGCUACUUCUUGAUCCGGAAAAGAAGGAAAUAAAAUUGAAAAGUCGAAAGACAAUGGAAGCUGAAAUCACCUUCAGUGACCCAGCUCUCGUGAUGGAUGUUCUUAGCGAGGUGGUGCUUGGGCUCGCGCUUUGUGGGGCGGAUGAAGUGUGCAAGAUAAGUUUACCAAGUUUGCUUCAAGGCGAUAGUGUACGUCCUCGCUUGUUUGGUGAAUUUGCUCAGGCUAUUUUGAGGGCCCGCGCAUGUGGUGCACUGGGCCUCGCCAAGGCGUUGGAUGCCAGCUACCUCACCAGAACUAUGGCGGAUGCCCUGUUCAAUUGCAUCAAGGCCGUGGAGGGUACGAUGGAUAAUGCACGCAUGAUUGAAGAUCCUUCGGAGCGUGCGUAUACGCUUCAAAUUGGAUGUGUUAUUUUGUGGAAUCUCUCUCUCCCCCUUCUUCAGUCGGAGACGCGUGGAAAGUUGCGUCACACUUUGAAACGCAUUGUUGUGUUGUUGACAAAUUAUGGAUCUUGUUUGACUGGGCUUCUUGUACAUGUGGCGUAUGAAUCCAGUUUAAUUGAGUUUGAGGAAGACAACCCAAUUUCUGCCAUUGAACAAAUAGAUCGGGCACUCUCUUUGAACCAUUGUGUCGUCAAUGCGGAAGGGAAAAUGGUGUUUCCAAUGGAUUUUGCUCUCCUUAGCCUGAGGCGACGGUGUGUGGUGCGAAAGACCAUUGACAGCAGUGUUUUUUCUGCUCGGGAGGACCAAGUCAUCCAUCUCAUUGAACAGGCAAGAACCUCAAACUCUGCGUCGAAUCGUCUUGUGCUCUUACAAUCGGCAGUGAAAAAGCUCCCUCCCCUCGGCCAGGUGUUGGACCCUGGUACCCUGGCAAAGGAAAGGGUCCCAUUUUUGCGUGAGCGUUCAAAAUUUGGUCGAGCGAAAAAACAUUCAGUUGUUGUUGAGCCACCGGAGGGUCAACCGCCGCGUGUGAUUACAAAUCCAGCAGCUGCACACAUUUACUAUCUUCUUCUCAAGGAGGCCAAAGAGGAAAAAAAUCCAUCUAUGCAUACAAUUGUUGAAAAGGUGGCGAGUAGUCUAACUUGUAUUGAUGUACUUAAUGAAGCGGAUUCUAAGGAAUUAAUUGUUAUGAAGGCAGAGGCGCAUUUGAGUAUGGCUGAGGUUUUGUUAAAAAACGAGAAGAGUUCUGGUGGGACUAGCUCUGACUCUACAGCCGACGCCUUGUCCCACAUAUCUGCAGCUGCGAAGAUCAGUAUUAAGCUGUGUGCGGCUGGUAACCGUGAAGAGUGGAUAGCUGUGAAUGCAUGUCUGUCGUUGAUUGGGUGGUAUUCAGAGCUUUUCCGCAAGGGAUUAUUUCUUCCUGCCACAGUGGUUCUUGGAGAGCUUUAUGUGGCAUUGAAUCAAACCCAUGUGGAUCCUAAUAGAGAAUACAAACUAUUCCAUGAUAUUUGCUUUGCCUACAUCAUGUCUGUCCUGCAAUCGUACAUCUCAUCCAAAGGUGAAGUAGACGGGGAGCUGAGUUGUGGUAACUUGGCGGAAACGCUGCGAAAGACCUUUUUGUACCCUAUUUGUGAGGCAAACAACCCCAUGCUUCGACGGGCAGAGGAAGUAUGUCGCGAGGUGAUGGGUAAGUGGCGGCUACCUUCUCAGAGGAAAAUGUUUUGUACACUGUUUGUUUGCAUUCAACGUCUUCUUGAUCGAAGUCCAGAGGAUUCACAUCACCCACAGGAACAGUUGUUAUUUUUGCUUGGAAAAUUGAAUGGUCCCGUAUCAAUAGAGGAGAAACGGAUUCUGGUGAACAAAGAAUCUCUGGACUUAUUGCGGAUGGAUCCUUCUGUGGAAUUGUGUGGGAGGCUUGCAACACACAGCAUGCAAUUACCAGAGAAUGAAAGGGUUACGCUGGAGCUUUGCCGUAUUGCAGACCAGUUGUACCAGGAUGGGAAACUUGGAUGGGGAACGAAAACUCUAAUCGGUAAUCACACGGGUAAAGAAAAGGGUCAUUCUCCCAAUUCGGCUUCUUCCGCAGCGGUUCUUGCUAGAGGGGCAUUUCCCAAACCGACGGAGGAUGACUGGUACUGGUAUUCGGAUAUCCUGCUUCACCAGGCGACGGUGCUUGGGCGCCUAGGAACGGGUACUGAACGGUCGAAGCGGCAUGAGCUGGAAAAGCGGGUUAUUGUGGCCAUUACCAACAGUGCGAUUGCCGCUUCUCAUGGUCCAACGUGUACACGGGUUUCACAGAUAACGGAUGCAUAUUAUGCUUUUUGUUGUACAGCAGACUAUUUUAGUGGAGCACUGCGACAAUUACUUCUCCCCAGUCUUCGCAUACUCCUUUCACCGUCAAUGCUAUCAAUACUUCCAUUGUCUUCACGUGGCGGAGGGAGUAGCACUGAGGGUCAUGCAGAACGCGAGGCGUUAUUGCCUUUAAUCACGACCAUGGCUGGUAUUUUCCUUACUACUCUAUCAGAGAAUGGUGCCCAUGAAGAGGGGAUAAAAACGCUCAAUAAUCUUCUUGCCGUCCUUCCGACGAAGUGUCAUAAAGUUUUUCGGACGUAUGAGGCGCAAUUUCGCUCUAAUUUGGGACUUUCGACGGCUCAAUUAGUCAAUAAGGUCAGAGGGGGUGAUCCGGAAAUUGAAGCAGCAGUCUGGGUUGCCAUUGCAAAGAACGCGGCUGCGAACGCCGAUAGUACAAAGAGUUGGUUGAAAGCGCUUGAAGUGUUGGAGCGCAAACCACUUCAAAGGGCUGAUGCCCUUCUUCAAAUGGCUGAAUGGAUGGCGACUCGUAAUGCCGUUUCAAGGCAUGAACUUAUAACUCUUUUACUCUCCGCAUUGGACUCCGUGGAGCGAUUUAGCGACCCACAAAUGAGUCGACUCCCCGAAGAAAGCAUGCGAAAAGAAGGAUCUUCGCGAUCUUUGCGGCAAACGAUGGCCUUUUCUCUCUCAGGACGCACCAUCUGUUUGCCUGAUGCCGGUUCCAUGCGUUCCGGAAACAAUUUAACAGGUGGUGUGGGCGAACCAGCGUCUCUUCGGGAGAUCAUGACUGCGAUUAGAAUUAUGUAUUUACUUUUUGUGGUAGCUCCAGAGAAACCUCUUGAGGAGCACACUUUUACUGUUUGCAAGCGCUCCUGUGCAUCCACGAUCCUUCACUACGUCUUUUGCAUGUGGAAUAUUGUCUCGACUCUCAUACGAUCCAAAGACGCUGAUAAAGAGAACGCUCUGAAAGAAAAUUUAUUGGAAAUUCCAGAGGAAUUUCAUGCUUGGCAAGGCUUUUGUGCGGAUCCGCAGCAUAUCGAUUUUAUUCGUGUUUCCUGCCAGGAUGAUGCCCCACAAAAUACUGAUAAGCUUUGGGGAAUGUUAUUUGAUGUUUGUGAAUUUCUUGUGGAAGAACAUUGGGAGCAGUUUACAUUCAUGAUCUUCAGUUGGAUUGAAUUUGCUGCAAAUUGGCGAUAUGGGCCUCUUGAUCCGCGCACUAUGGCUGUUGUCCGUGCGGUUCGUUGUAAAUGUCUUUUGGCAGGCGCUCGCAGUGGAUGGGGAAAUUUAAGUAGCAUGUACCAGGUGGAGGCCCCAACUUCGGAGUAUUGGUCUGCUAUCCAAGAAAUACUUCUUUCGGCAGAAAAUUCUUCACAUUUUUCACCCUGGCCUGAUGGAGCACUGCGUUUUACCGACUUUAGGGGCAGUACCUGCUACUGUGUCUUGAGUGAGGCCGAGGAUCUCUUCCUUCUUGGACGUGUGCAGGAAGCGUUACGGUGGAGCGGUAAGGUGCUAAAUUGUGCGUUGCAUAUUGGCAACAUUGAUGCCGUAGUGCGCUGUCGUUUGCUGGAAGCGCGUGCACGUAUAUUGCGGGGUGAGGGGGCUGCGGUGGCCAAGCAACUAUCUGAAAUUGAAGAGGAAUUUGUUGGUCUCACAUUUCGAUUAUGGACGGAGCUGAACUUGGUGAGGGUUGAUGCCUUGAUCAGUUGUGGCCAUGUGGAGAAGGCCAUCAGUCUCGCGAGAAAUUUACCGCAGGCCUUGGGACUCCGUUUGACGAAGAUUGCUCCUGACGGGUUGGCUGGGGAUAUAUCCAAUGAUUUAUUAAAGGAUUGUACCAGGCGAAUAUUGUGUGAGUGUGGUCGGCAACUUUUGGCUUUUUUGCGGCUUUCUCUCCGUCGAUCCUCCUUUCCGGGGGAGAGUGAGGAUGCAGCGCGAAAAUAUCUUGCAGAGGUGGGCGACCAACUACAAAAAAUGGACGAUUGGCAAAGUCUAUCUACUGCUCUUUGUAUUAAGCAGAAUUUGCAUCCUCCCAUGGAUGAGGUUCUUUUAACGACAGACGUUGAAAAAGGGAAGGAGCUACUGGAAAUAUUAUAUACGGAGUACUGUGAGGCCCUCCGGGUAACAGAGUUGAUACGCAGUGAGAUGAAUGUGGUGGCACCUUUUUCUUUAUACACAAAGAGCCUUGCGACUCACCCCAGUAUUUUGAGGGCAUAUGACGAGGUUUUGGUUAUCCGGGCUCGAAACUGCCUUGAGCGGGAGCUGCUGAGGGAUUUUAUCAUACUGCAAUACGACCAACUGUCGAUGGAACAACUUGGCAUUCCGACAGGAGGGCCGAGAAAAUUGGAUACUUCUGUGCUUCAAUACAUGCGAGAUCCUGCGGCGUAUGAGCAGAUGAAAAAGAAUAUGACUGCAGGGAGCGGUAAGGAGUCAUCGGAGAGGGGUUUUUAUGAGGACUACAACCCGACGAGGGAUCUGGAGUGCGCUCUAAACCACUUUUCUAUUCCGCAGGCACAUGUAGAGGGUGCAAGUAGCGCAGAAGCUGAAGCCAUGCUGUCUCGCACAGUAAAACCCGAUGGAGAGUGCACACCACUGCAAAUGGAAGCCGUGAUCUGUGUUGCUCUCGCUGAGUUUCAAAGACGGCUGAAGGCUCUUCUCCGGGCAGAGGACGCCACGUUAGCUGUAACAUUAACAGGAGUGGCGCAGAUAAGGGAAGACAAAGGGAUUGGGUUCCGUGAGAACGACAUGUUGACAAGGAAAUGGGUUCGCCUUAUCCCGAAUAUUGGGCAACUUGGUAGCCGGAGGGCAAGUCGGAAGAGGGCGUUAUCGGUUAGUCGCAAGUCAAGGAAGUCAUUCGUCACAGAGCCGCCAAAAAAAGAAGAGGGGCCUGUCAAUCUCUGGGUGAAUGAGGACAGUAACUUGCCGUUCAUGAUUCAACUGGGUGCCAAGCAUGCUCGCCGGCUAUUGGAAUACAAGGAAUUGGCAAAAUGUUACAUUUGCCUGGCUCACAACCUUGUUCUCUCUGAUGACUAUUGUGCUGCUGGAACCGCCAUUGAAUUCGCUCAGGCUGCCGAAAUGUGUGGUUUUCUUUUAGACAUUCAGUCGGCUCUUCUUCAGAGUUCACCAGAAAGCAACUUGAUUCGGUUCCUAGAGCGGAUGAAAUUGAAGGCAUCUUUUCUUUUAAAUACUUCUGCCUUUGACAGUAUGCGGAACCUGUUGAUGAAUACAUCCAGUAUGCUUAAACUCUUUGAUAUAGGGUGUGAAUGGCCCGCGGAGCCAAAUAAGCCUCAACCACUUUCUUCAGAUUCUUGUGCUCUUAGCGUGGUGCGAGAGGAAAGCACAAGAUACUUUCUCGUGGCCCUAAGGUGUCCAGAGGGUGGAGUACAUAGUCGCAGAGUGCAGCUGGAUAUAAACUCUCUGAUACAAUGCGGUGACGAAUUUGAGACAUUCAAGCAGACCAAAAAGGUUGAAAUCAUCAAUAAGAAUGCCUCGGUCAAGGCUUCUUUGGAGGGAACAAGUGCUGCCUUACUAAAGUCCCUUUUGGAUCGAGUUCAAUAUCUGUUAGCUCCACUUUGGGAAGAUUUUAACGGAAUAUUGUCCUGGCUAGCGCCCAACUGCCAUUUGUUUCUCUGCCUGGAUCCCAUCCUUCAGUCUCUACCACUAGAGCGACUGUCUCCAUGUACGCAAUUUUUGUCCGUUCAACGUGAACUGUCUGUUUUUUACAUUCGGAAUAAAAUGUCAAUUCGUGGAGGGAAGUCUUCAUCGGGAGGAAGCCUUUUCAUUGUGGAUCCAUUUGGGGAGCAUGAGACGUCUUUGCAGACUCUAUUUGGUCCAGAGUCUCGUCCCAAGGGAGCAACAAGUGAAGUUAUCUGCUCUGUAAGGGAUAAAUAUGGGGGUUUGUGCAACCCUUCUCAGCAGUAUAUACGUCAAGCGCUAACAGCAAAUAGUCGCGGCAUUCUUCUUGUUGAUUUAUGUGGUUCUUUUACUGAUAUUGUGAGUCCAGAGACCCUGAUGGAGCUUAACUUGGAACACUUUCUUGCCGUUCUUGUGGCAGAAGGCACCAAUGAUAGUUCCCUGCGCCGUGAACAGAAACAGCGCACAAGCAAGACAACUCUGAGCCUGUAUUACGAGAGACAGUUUAUUUUCUCCCUCCUUCUUCUGGCACGUGGUGUACAGUGUGUUGUUACUAACGCCCUUCUUCCACUUUCUCCAGAAGAAUGUGGUCUCAUCUGCCGGCGCUGUUUGCCAGCAAUUUUUGCUGGAGGUAAAGGCCUUUCCGAGGCCGUUCGUGGCGGCACGGGUGAAGGUGCGGAUUCAUUUGCCUCGGCGUUUUUAUUUUACGGUGUACCCCCCACAGUGAAACAGAAGUAG